Molecule: messenger RNA, 4487 nt
Organism: Aspergillus calidoustus
Lineage: Eukaryota; Fungi; Ascomycota; Eurotiomycetes; Eurotiales; Aspergillaceae
Source: the annotation of a GenBank genome assembly
CAGCCGUUCUGGACAUCCAGGGUUGAUUGCGCCUUUAGACUUUGCCAACGCCUCCUAUAACCUACACACUUCAAGUCAUGCGAGUAAAGUAACCUCCGGCAUUUGUCAUAAUAGAGCCAUAUAUUCCAAGUCUCUUUGCUGCCCAGGUCUCUCCCAUGACACUUCCUUCAUCUCCCGUUCAGCCCACCCUACCCUACACUCGCCCUUUCAUCUUCAACCCAUCCCCAUCGGGAUCAACAAACAAUGCCGAGAAGAGGCCGUGGAAGGUGCGGAAAGAAAACCGACUCUGCAAUGCAGGACACCAACACUCCCCGUCACUCUGGCUUUCCUAAAUUCCCUCCCGGUUAUCACCCUGGUUUUUUCAAACAUCAAGAGCCCAAGCCUAGCGAGCCCCGUCCUGUGGUAUCCGGUUCGGCAUCCUUUGGGCCUAUCGCUCCUGGUCGUGACAAAUGGAUACCUCGCGGGAGGAGAAACCCAAAAGAAAAGGGUGAAGAGUUCGUUGCGGAGAUUGAUGAUUCCUUUUCAUCGAACCCGCCACAGCCUAUAAGCCAGAAGUGCGAGUCUCCCGCUCCUACUCGUGGCGGAUACAUCCCUCCUCACCUGAGGAACCAAAGGGAUAAAGAGCUUGCUGCGGAGAUUUGUGAUCGAUUUGCGUCGAGUCCGUCACAGUCUCCGAGCCGGAAAUGUGGAUCUCCUGCUCUUGCUCGCAAAGAUAAAGAGCACGCUGUGGAUAUUGAUUCUUUGGCACAAAGUCCACCACUCUAUCCAUAUAGGGGUUAUCUUCGUGCUCUUAGAAGGUACGAGCCUCUCUCCCACCCUGACACGGGUCGUGUGAGGUGCCAAAAGGAUAAAGAGCACGUUGCGAUGAUUUAUGAUUCCUUUGGAUUACCUGUACUGCCUUCUUCAGACCAAGAGGGAAGUCUCAGCGGGUGGGCGGAGUUCGAGAACCCCAGUUCUCAGCCUUAUACUUCGUGGAGAUCUAGGGCUGCCGCGAGAGAACAUGAUACCCAAAUGCAGUCAUGGACUUCCGCUAGUAAAUGGACGCCUCGAAAGGCCGAGGCGGUUACUGCUCGAGAAGAAGCCUCAAGCGAGGUUACUGAGCCCGUUGCACCCGCACCGACUGAGGCUACUAACAGACCCGCUAUCCCCGAGCCUAGAGAAGAACCCUGCCAGGUAGCUACCAGGUACGUGAGAACAAAUGCCCACACCGGCUACAUACCCAACAUAGCAGAUAACCGUGGAAUCCACAGCCCCUACGGCGGCAGAGCAAUCGAAGUCCUGAUUGGACGCAAACGGGAGCGAUAUAUCGUUCCCAGCAACCUAGCCCGCCAGAUUCCCUGCCUCAGGCCCGGCUGUGAAUUCAAUGGGAUAGUGUACCUGCCUAAUGUCAACGAAGAUAUCGGACACACAUUCAUGCAUUUCCUCUACACGGGCGAGUACGAGACCGCCAAAUCACCCUCGGCUACAGCAUCAGCUACAGCCCCAGACGACACCACCGACCCCCAAACCGAAUACAACCGGAGUGUCCUGGCGUACCAGGCUGCGAUAAGCUGCGGCUCGGGGCUUGAGGGACUCGCCGAACAUGCCAAGGAUCGCAUGUACCUUCUCUAUGAUCAUAUCCCCAUCUUCGACAUCCUCUCGCUGGGUCGGAGGACCCUCGCCACAAUUGACGACGCGUGGUUCUCCAACUACCUCACUGACAGGAUCAUCGAAAGAUUCGAGGAAGACGAGGGGAUUUUCGUGGACAAAAAGUUCUUGGAAAUGUUUGGGCAGGCCGUUGAGUUUGACAAGUUCCUUGCCCAGGUUAUGGCCAAGGCAUAUGAGACGAAACUAGAUUCGAUUCGAGACGAGGCGCACUCGGCAAUCGUGGAAGCCCAGUCGAGAGAAGACGUCUGGCGAGAUUGGGAGGAGCUCUCGGCCUACGAGAACGAGGACGAGGACGAGAACGACAGUACCAAGGAUAAGAAGGACGAACAGGACAACAAUGACCAGGAGGCUGAACACAAGCCAGAGACAGAAGAGCAAGAGCCAUCCGAGGAAGCCAAGCUAACACUAUCCUCGGAUGCUGAGAUGACCUCUGAUGAGAAUGAGAACGAUAGCUGGAAGCCCGACCCGGCUUCAUAUGACUCUUCGGACAAGAUUUACCCUAUGCACUGCCCCAAAUGGCGAGAGCACUUUUCCGAUGAGAGCUGCCACUCUUGCAACACGUACCUUGAGAGUGUGGAAGUCGAUCCGCGUUGGUGACUGGUGGGAAUUACAGAAUGUCAGGGCUGUCAGGGCUGUUGCUGUUGGGUUUGUGUGAUGGGAUUUGUUAUUGGAAUAAGAUGAUUUCUUGCUUUGCUUUAAGUAGCAUGCGAGUUGAGUUCUGGGUAGCUGCGAAAAACAACGCAGAACGUUAUCUGGGCUUCAUGCAGUCGUCAGACCAAGGUAGUCAUCACAGCACAUGAUCAUAUUUGAGGAACGCCGAUGCCUCUAUCGGGGUACCUGCAGGGAUACUUGGUCAUUGACCAUAGUAGUCUACGAGCAAGAGUGAGAAUCAGCUGAGCGAAUGCAACCAAGAGAAUCCCAUCCUAGGCAUGUCAAUUGAGCCGUAGCAAAGUGACCGAAGUGUAGGAAUGUUCCGCCGUGUAUCCUACCUCACCUGAACCAUAUCAGGUGCCCCGACCAAGAAUCUGGCCAGGCACUAGCAAAUAGAAGCUAUACCCUGGGUAUGUUUUCUCUCGACUCCUGUACCAGGUCAAUCAUGCUGAGUACUGCAUUGCAUAUCUGUGACAUGCACAGGCUAUACUGGCUGGCCGUUGCCCUCUGUAACCUGCCCCUAGAUAGCGCCGAGGUCACGAGGAGGUACACAGGAUGCCCCGGGGAGAUUGAGAAGCCGAAAGUGACCUGGUUCUGGACCGGAGUGUUCGGGCUAGACCAUCGGCAUGCCGCAAGGGGUGUAUGUGCAUGGGUGUGUCAGCAGGCGCCGGGAGACAUCGAGGUUCGAGCCGUCCGUCCGUUGGUCGCGGAGGAAGAAGGAAGGGUAAUUCCUCAAGGGCAGACGAAGUGCUGUGCUGCGAGGGGGCACAAGUCCCGUGCAGGUGUCGUUACACUGCUGCGCUGCUACGCUGCAUCUCGGGUUCAGGCAACGAAUUGGGUUGAUUUUGGUGAGACCUGCGUAACAUUAGCAUUCGAGGGGCUGCGAGGGACAUGAUAUCGCCACCGCUGGAGGAGGAAUUGAACAGAGGUGUAGCCGGACGAAUGAGUGAAAUGAGUGGGCGAAGUGCUUGAGAUUGGACUCGAAGGAUUCCUCGCUUGCCGUAAACAAGCGGCUUCAACUGGGAAGUCUCAAGCGGUUCGCAAGGGACGAUGGCGUUCGAUGCUGCUCGAUGGAUCGAAGCACGAGACCACCUGAAAAAAACUGAUUCCUUGGUCGAAGAGGUCCAGAAGGAAGGCGCCCAGGCAAUUCAGGGGCACGCUGCGAUCUGCCCAACAGCUGGAGAAUGAAGCCCGCUGCCCACGCUGUUGUGAACCUUUAUGGACAGGUCUGUACGAGGCAUCAGAAGGCAAGGAUUCCGUCUCGAAACUCACCACCAAGAACGGUCAUUGAGAUAAGCCUCCUUGUCCAAGGUUGCGAAGCAUGCCAAUAAACUCCUCCCUGGUGCUUGCGUUUCCAGGGCGUUCUUGACUGCUGAUCUACCCACAGCUCUGGGCAAAAUAAGGCGAUGUGAGAGGGUGCGUGGCUGGCGGCCUGCGAUGGCUCAUAUGUGACUAAAAUGACGAGAUCGAGGUUAAAUUCGAACCCUUCUAGAAGGACGCGGCAGUGGACUCCUUCGUGGGGGAGCAGUUGCAGCAGCUUGCAUGUCGGGCAUUUUCUUAGAUGGGACAGGGAUGUCCGAUGGAGUUGCUAUGUGUGGCGCAUCCGCGUGUUGCGCUGCGAAUUGUCUUGAGUCUCUUGUUUGUCUUGCUCGUUCUUGGCCGUCAGGUUGAGGGAGGCUGAGAUUGAGAGCUGAUAGGUUCGUGGAAGCGAUGGCUUUAGGUAAGAGACUGGGAGGAGUCGACAAGACCUCGUGUGGCUGCAGCUCCCAGGAUGUUGAUCACAGUGGUAAUCCCUUGGGACGAGAUGCAUGACAGUCGCACAUCUUGCAGCCUCUGCUUAUGAGCGACACUGGAGAAGAGUUCCAGAAGACGUCCAAGACACUGUCAUACGGUGUACCGAUGUACUGAUUGUCGCUGAAGUCUUGGGAAUUUUAUUUCUAUUUUUUUUUUUUUUGCAGCGCCAACCGGGGCAGUCAACCCGAGAGCAGGAAGGAUAAGAUUGAUGACGCGAUUUUAACCUUGAUGAUGUUAUCCCAAAUGGUGGAGAAUCCUGCAGGGUUUGUUGACUUGGCUGAAGGCCUGCAUCUUGGCCGGGCACGAGAGGAAUCAGCAUCGUGAAAAAGAAAAAAGUACAGAUGGCUCCAUUCGAGUGACGACGGCCGUUUCAUUAUUGCGAUGGCCUGCGUCGU